Molecule: messenger RNA, 3119 nt
Organism: Melopsittacus undulatus (budgerigar)
Lineage: Eukaryota; Metazoa; Chordata; Aves; Psittaciformes; Psittaculidae
Gene: GPR39
Product: G protein-coupled receptor 39
Exons: 3
Coding region: 333-1616 (427 amino acids)
Biological process (GO): G protein-coupled receptor signaling pathway
Cellular component (GO): membrane
Molecular function (GO): G protein-coupled receptor activity
Source: RefSeq, a predicted model, not a curated record
GCAGUGAAGCAUGUUGGCAUAUGGAAGUCUAAAGCCCAGUUAAUAUUCAGCCUGACCCCACCAACCUAAUCUAUCCCUGAGAAGGAGCUCUUAUUGCAGGAAGUGCAUUUCAAACAUGAGUGGCUUGUGCCAAGAUUUAGGUUAAUGUUUAACAGAGAAGUUAUAACCAUGCAGAAACUCUGACUUCCUCCUCCUGGGGCAAGGACCGAAAGCUGCCUUUGCUUGCAGAGGAAGAGGCAAAUGUUGAAAGAAGAGCAGUUCAGAUCACAGAGGUCUGGAGAACGGCAGCUUCACUUUGUAGAGAAAGGAGAAAAAUCCAAAAGGAGCAAGAGAUGUUUGCUAUAGAGAUAGGCAUCCUGGGCAACAGCAUCACCAUCAAGGCCACCAGGAUCCUGCAGAAGAAGGGCUACCUGCAGAAGGAGGUCACAGACCACAUGGUGAGCCUGGCCUGCUCUGAUCUGCUGGUCAUCCUGCUGGGUAUGCCCAUGGAAUUCUUCAGUGCCAUUUGGAGCCCCUUUUCUACUCCCAAUGGGAACGUGGCUUGCAAGCUCUACUACUUCCUCUUUGAAGCCUGCAGUUAUGCCACUGUGCUGCAUGUUGCCACCCUCAGCUUUGAGAGGUAUGUGGCUAUCUGCCACCCCUUUAAGUUCAAGGCCAUCUCUGGACCCCGCACGGUGAAGCUGCUCAUCGCUUUUGUCUGGGGGAUGUCUCUCAUAGUGGCUCUGCCUCUGCUCUUUGCCAUGGGCACAGAAUACCCCUUGGAAGCUAUUGAGGGCUACCAAGGUAUGACUGCCUGUGACAAGUCUAUGCCCAGGCACCACCUUCCUGAUCUGAAGCACAAUAUGACCAUCUGUACCAGCCUCUCCUCCAAGUGGUCUGUCUUUCAGGCCAGCAUCUUCAGUGCCUUUGCUGUGUACAUCAUAGUGCUGGGAUCUGUUACGUUCAUGUGCCACAGCAUGAUGAAGACCCUGAUGAUCCACAAGGAAGGAACUGUGGCAGUGAAGGGUGGACUAAAACACCAGGAGCAGCACCUAAGAAAAAGUGAGAGCUCAGAGGGAAAGAGCUCCAGGAGACAGAUCAUUUUAUUCCUGGGACUGAUUAUUGCAACUCUGGCCGUAUGCUGGAUGCCAAAUCAGGUUAGAAGGAUCAUGGCUGCUGCUAAACCAAAGCAGGACUGGACCGUCCCCUACUUUAGAGCAUACAUCACUCUUCUUCCCAUUGCCGACAUCUUCUUCUACCUCAGCUCGGUGGUGAACCCCCUCCUGUACAACAUCUCUUCUCAGCAGUUCCGCAGCGUGUUCCUGCAGGUCCUUCGCUGCCGCCUGACCAUACAGCAUGUCAACAAGGAGAAGUUUCUCAGAGCAAACGAGAGCUCCAGAGCAAGGAGCAGCCGGUCUCUGCGCCCACUGCUCUUCAUGUCAUCUAGGCGCAAUUCUUCUAGGAUGAGCAAUAACAAAGUUUUCUUAAGUACUUUUCAGAAUGAGACCAAGCCUGACUGCAGCCUACAGGAACCAGGACCCGAACCACAGCAGUCCAGCUUGGAAGUAGUACCCCUAGAGACUAGCUCAGAGCCCAGCCCAGACGCACCAAACGGCCUUUGUGAACAUCAAGUAUGACUUCAUAAGGCAAAGUUAAUGAUUAGCAAUGAACUUAAAAACAUGGAAAUCAAAAUUACCAAGGAAUUAACUACAUCUUAAAAUGAAAUAAUAUAGGUGGAUUUGUUUCCAGUUAUGCAACAAAAGCAGAGUUCUGUAUCCUGCUGAUGGGAUUUUUAAGUGCACCCUGGAAAUUCAAUCUGCUAACUGAAUUCAUUAGCUGCCGAAAAUAUCAGUCCCUUUCUCCCCACAACCACUGAAUUUCCCUCUUUGUUGACAGGGAUUUGGAAACAAACAGAAAAUAACUGCAGUGUCUUUGAAGAAAGGAGACAGAACAAACUUUGUCAAGGCAAAAAAAUACUUGCUUGAAGUUUAGCAAUACAAAACCCACAGAGCCAAUGUAAGGAGCAGAACAGUGGUUAUUGUGUGUGCCCUCAGCACCACGCCAGAAUUCCCCCUCUUCUUCGGCCGGGGUCCAUUGCAGAGUGGAGUGUUACAGCAGCUGAUACAAACAGAGUUCACCUUCCCCGGAGAACAAAAGGACUGGUACCCAGCAGAAGCUAUCAGACACGCUGCUGAAGAGGCGCAGGAUUUGCGAUACAUGAUUCCUGUGACACAGAGUAAAGGUUACUUAGUUUGAUAUGAACACUGUUUUGCUUUACAACACGAUUCAUGCUUGAAAACUGUUGCAAAACCUGUUUAGAUUUCUAAAGCCACGCUGGUGAUUUGAGCCAGAGCCCUCAGCUAUGACAGGACUAAUGGCUCUGCACUGCAGAAGAAGGUCAGCCACUCUGCUUCGGAUUUUCCUUUCCUUUGAUUCUGGUUGGAACCACAACUAUUAGACUCAAAUGAUGCAUUCUUAAAACCAGAAUUCCCGUCUUUUGGAAUAAACUGCUGGAAUAGUUGUAACUGAAAUGCAGUUAGUUUCAAAAUGGCUUUUGUUCCUGUUGCUGAACACGUGUGAGUUGUUUAAGGUGUCUAAUUACAGUUUUCUAUGCUGUUAAUUUGUCCUUUGAGCAUUUUUUUCCCUUUUCUUGCUCCUUUGCUUCACGCAGACAAGUAACCAAGAGUAAAAGGAGAACGACUAUCAGCAAAACUUCACACCCUCACCCCCUUUUAUUCUUUUAAAGAAAAACUAGAAAUACUUUUCCAGGUAAUCUCAGUUCUUGCUGUCUUUGAAGCUUAAUACCCUCAACAACAAAAAUUUCCCUUUGUACAGAAAUGGCUUUUCUGAGUUGAAAGUCUACCCUUUUAAAAUGUAAUUUAAAUUAAUCUAAUUUUAAUUCAUAAUAUAAUUAAAUUUAUAUUCUAUCAAAUUGUUUUUACCUGAAAAAGUACAUUCUGGUGCACAUAGGUGUUAUUUUAAAAUGGUUCAUAAAGGUUUUAAAAUACAUAGUUGCAUUUUCCCCUGACACUGGAAAAUGGCUGUGGCAGUUCCACAUCUCAUUGCUCCAACAUUUUCCUGCAAGUGAUACAGUAGAAAUUGUGUGUUGGAAAAACAUAUACAUAACACAUAAAUAGAUA